AUGUUGCUGAGGCUGACGCUGUUGCUCCUGACGUCUCCGUGGCUCAGCGACACUUUCGUCGCCUACGACCGUCGGAAUCGGGUCGACGAGCUCGUGACGCCUCCUCCAGAUGACGUCACCAGACACGCUAGCUUCUACAGGCCCUCCGUCAAGGUCGCGUUCGUCAACUCCGAGGCUCGUCACAGGAUGUAGGUGACAUUACUCAUGCAUCGAAGCAGAGCAAAAAUUGAAAAUUAAAUAUAAAAAAAGCUUUCCCGUUUAAAUUUUCAAUUUUUACGUUUUUUGUUUGGUGAACUCAAAAAGUCAGAAAAAAUUGUAGGGCGACCCGACUUGCAGGAGGCAAAGUUCGGAUAGUCCAAACGCCUUCCAAAGUCGUUCCGGUUCUAGUUGAAGAUGAAAAAAUCCAGGUAAAUUUCAAUUAAAUUCUUUGAAACUUAGUUCUAAAAAUAGAUUCGGUUUGGCGGCGGCCCGAAAAUGCAUCUACCGUAUCCCCGCGUCGCCGUCUAUCAGGUUGGAUUCAAAUCGAGAAACAUCAGCUAUCAAAAAAAAAAGAAAAACAAUAAUCUAUCUGUUUUAUGAUUACGACUCGAUUGAAAUGCCGCCAACAGAAGCGACGUCAUCGACCAAAGCGAUGACGUCAGAGCCUUCGGGACCUCUCCGAUGGCACACCGAAGCCACAGAAGCGCCCAACUUCUCUGCUCAACCUGCUCUGUACCUUCCUUCGAGGUCUAUCUUCUCUUAUUUAACAUUAGAUUUUUGCGAAGCUGAACUAGGAUAUAGUAGAAGAAUCAUUUUCCAGGUUCCAUCGCAACGACGCCAACGUAGUCGUUGUCUUCAAACGCAAAGAGAAAAGGCUCAACUGA
Molecule: messenger RNA, 863 nt
Organism: Caenorhabditis auriculariae
Lineage: Eukaryota; Metazoa; Nematoda; Chromadorea; Rhabditida; Rhabditidae
Source: the annotation of a GenBank genome assembly